This is a messenger RNA of Orbilia oligospora ATCC 24927, 336 nucleotides long. RefSeq lists its product as uncharacterized. Bases 1 to 336 code for a protein of 111 amino acids. The record is from RefSeq and is a predicted model, not a curated record. The transcript has a single exon. NCBI's taxonomy places the organism in Eukaryota, Fungi, Ascomycota, Orbiliomycetes, Orbiliales, Orbiliaceae.
AUGCGAGGCCACGUUUUCCUUGCAAGCGAAAACCACGAGGUUCGGAAACGUAAUGUCGCCUUGCAUAGAGCAAACACCAUGCAUUCCAGACCAGAAUCUGAGACGCCAGGCAAACAUUUCGCUAUUGGCGCUCAGACGAUAUGCAAAGAAGCCAACGAGAGAUCAACCGACAUUCUCGAAACCCGCAUGGGAGUGCGAAUCGACCUCCUCGUUACAGCACGAAUGUCUCUGGGAAGCCGUGUCGCUCAUGUGAUCCUCGGGGACCCCAUACCAAAAUCCUUCACCUCCUGGAAAUGUGUUGUUACACCCGUGUUGUUGCACAAGCUGCUUGUGUGA